Messenger RNA from Microbotryum saponariae, 2304 nucleotides. NCBI's taxonomy places the organism in Eukaryota, Fungi, Basidiomycota, Microbotryomycetes, Microbotryales, Microbotryaceae. The record is from the annotation of a GenBank genome assembly.
AUGUCAGCUAUCGUGUACGUCCUUCCAAAGUUUCUAAGCACUCGUUCUAAGCACGCUUCCGGCUAAUCCUCUUGGCCCUCCUCUGUGCAUGUACCCAGCGCCGUCGAACCCGUGACGUCCGGAACGGCGCUGCUCAAGACCUCCGUCGGGGAGAUCCUCAUCGAGUUAUGGCCUCGUGAAGCACCAAAGGCAUGUCGGAAGUGAGUACAGCAAGUACCUAAACCCAAGUAUGCCUCUGCUCACCUGAUAAGCUGAUGCAACGGACUACGCCCAUCGUCUGGUCGUACGCCUGAACUCGAUCAGCUUCGUCCAACUAGCGAUGGAAGGCUAUUACGACGACCUCCCCUUCCACCGCAUAGUACCCGGCUUCAUCGCCCAAACAGGUGAUGCAACAGGGACGGGAACUGGCGGGGAGAGUAUCUAUGAUGAGGGGGAGUUCGAGGAUGAGUUCUCCCAGGUUCGUUCUUUGAUGCUCGUCCGGCGGAUGGGUGGUGGUUGGAGGCGUAGCUAAUGAUGUAGGCGAUGAUGAACAUGACAGAGGCUCAAGUUCAAUCGACGGGGGUUGUUGGGUAUGGCGAACCAAGGUCGGAAUACGAACCUGUCGCAGUCAGUCUCGCCACCUCUAACUUCGAGUAACCCCAACCCCCACACCCGUUUCCCUCCCCUCGAGCUAAUCUCGCUCACGAAACCCCCCAUCCCCACCUCCAACCCGGCCCCGCCAGAUUCUUCUUCACCCUCGACCGCGCCGACGAGCUCUACCAACGCAACACCCUCUUCGCGCGCGUCGCAGCCGGCGAUACCCUCUUCAACGUUCUCAAACUAGGUGAAGUCGAACUCGAACCCGGUACGGAUCGACCCGUUUACCCACCCAAGAUUCAUUCGAUUCGUAUUCUGGAUAACCCUUUCGAGGACAUCGUGCCGAGGAUCACGCCCGAGGAGAGGAAGGAACAAGAUAGGGCCAAGAGGGAGAUGAGGUUGGAGAGGGCCAAGCAGAAACAGUUUGGUAAGAGGAAGGGGACAAAGUGAGUUUCGAACGGUGAAAGACGGAGGCGAGAAGGGAAUUGAACAGGCUCGACGUUACCGGGCACGAGGGUUCACCUUCGAUUCGGAAGAGCAUGGGUACUGAUACGCAUUUUCGCACCACCGCAGAAAUAAAGCGCUCCUCUCUUUCGGUGCCGAACCUGAAGAAGAAGCGCCCAUCGAUCCCGACUUGGCCAAAGCCAAGUUCAAAUCCGCUCACGACGUACUCGACGACGGCCAAUUGAGUAAAGAGGUCAUUGAUGAUCGUGGGAUAUCGGCGACGUUGCCUGAUUGGAUGCAGGCGCCGACCAGCGCUUCGGCGGCUGUACCGACCGCUGGGAAAAGAAAGGAGGAUGAGAAAAGGAAAAAUGAUGCGGAGGUGAGGGAAUUGGAGAACAGUUGACACGAUGGAGUAGUUGAACUGAUUUUUCCUUAUUCGUCACCGAUACCCUGCAGGAACCCAGAAUGGCCGAAUUGACGUCGUUGCGACAAGCCAAGGAACAAAAGACCAAAGCUGCGGCGAACCCUACUGCGGCGGAUAAAAUCAGGGACGAGAUCGCCAAAGUUCAAGCCGACCUCAAACGAAUGACCCGAGAUGAAGAGGCCGGAUCAUCGGACGAGGAUGAGAGGGAGACGAGCAAAGCCAAGAAGCCGAAGCGGAGUGGUCCUUCGUUGUUACAGCUCGAGAGGGAAAGGUAUCAAAAAGCCGGUGCGAUCAAGAAGGAGCAUGGCAAGCCGAAUGAGGAUGACAUGUUGUCGAUCCUUGAUGGGUUCAAGAGCAAGUUGAAGCAGGCUAGACCCAAGGGGAAAGAAAAGGAGAAGGAGAAGGAAAUUGGCCAGAAUCGUAAAGAAUCGGACGAACGGUAUGGGAUUGACGAGGAUGACGAUUCCGACGUCGAGGAUUGGAUGUCGCAUAAGCUCGUGUUCCGCAAAGAUGCGACGUUGGACCAACAUACGAUUGACGAAUACUCGGUCGUUGAUCCUUUGGCGAAGGAAACGGCGUCCUUGGCGGAGUUGCAGGAGAAGAAGGACUCGAGAAGGAGGUACCCUGGGGACCACAAAGAUGAACGAGGAGGAGGGGGUGGGCGAUUGGAUCAACGCUCGAGGGACUCGGGAGGUCGAAGGGAUGGUCGGUCAUUCAGCAGGGACGACGGUGGUCGAGGCGGUGGUCGAGGCGGUAGUGGUAGUGUUGGUGGAGGGGGAGGAUUCGAUCGCCGAGGUGAACGGCCCGAGGUGCGCGGCGAUUGGAAGCAGGAUCGAAUGAGGACGAAUGACUUGGCCUAG